AUGGCGGACAAGACUCAAGAUACUCACACGACACCCGUCGGUCCCUCAUACCGCGCUCACCAGCAGAAGCCCAGCGCCACCGUCUCUGUCGAUGUCAAGCUAGACAAUGUCCAUGUUCUGUCGCAGACCCCUCAGCUCAUUGCCCUACUGUCGAAAAUUCGUAGCAAGGAGACCGAGAGAGCAGACUUCAUCUUCUACUCCAACCGAAUCAUUCGAUUGCUAGUGGAGGAGGGUCUCAACCACUUGCCUGUCAUUGAACACACUGUCACUACACCCAUUGGCCGAAACUACAAUGGUCUCAUGUUCCAGGGCAAGAUCUGCGGAGUGUCCAUCAUGAGAGCUGGUGAGGCUAUGGAGCAGGGUCUCCGUGACUGCUGCCGCUCUGUUCGCAUUGGAAAGAUCUUGAUCCAGCGUGAUGAGGAGACGGCCCAGCCCAAACUGUUCUACGAUAAGCUGCCCGAGGAUAUUGCUGACCGAUGGGUGCUUCUUUUGGAUCCUAUGUUUGCUACUGGUGGCUCUGCUACCAUGGCGGUUCAAGUUCUCAAGGCCAGGGGUGUCCCUGAGGAGCACAUCCUCUUCCUCAACUUGAUUGCAAGCCCCGAGGGUGUCAAGAACUUCUCUGCCAAGUUCCCCCGCUUGAGGGUCGUGACGGCUUUCAUCGAUGAGGGUCUCGACGAGAAGAAUUAUAUCGUUCCUGGCCUGGGAGACUUUGGAGACAGAUUUUACACCAUCUGA
Molecule: messenger RNA, 735 nt
Organism: Fusarium tjaetaba
Lineage: Eukaryota; Fungi; Ascomycota; Sordariomycetes; Hypocreales; Nectriaceae
Product: uracil phosphoribosyltransferase
Exons: 5
Coding region: 1-735 (244 amino acids)
Source: RefSeq, a predicted model, not a curated record